Molecule: messenger RNA, 801 nt
Organism: Oryza brachyantha (malo sina)
Lineage: Eukaryota; Viridiplantae; Streptophyta; Magnoliopsida; Poales; Poaceae
Product: nuclear envelope-associated protein 3-like
Exons: 4
Coding region: 33-734 (233 amino acids)
Source: RefSeq, a predicted model, not a curated record
UUGGCAAACUGCAGUCUCUCGUAUCUGUCUUCAUGCCGGUUUCAGAGAAAGCCACAGCACCAUCAUCGUCAUAUUACUCGUCGGAGCUGGAUCCACUGUUGAGCGAUCUUGCAGAGAGGAAGCUUAGAUUGAGGAGAAGCUUGGUUUGGUUGGAUGCAGAGCUCAAGGAUGCCAGGGCCAAGCUUGCCUCAAAGGAACAGUUGCUUGCUCAGGAAUCAGAAAACAGUAAGAAGCUUGCCGAGUCGAAGGCGAGAAGCAUGGAGGAGGAGGUGAGAAGGCUGAAGAAAUGUUUACAGGACAAGGAUGAGCAGCUGCGUGCAUCGUUAUGUAGCACUGAACAGUGCUUGCUUGUCCACAAAUUGGAUGUGCUUAGAUCACAGCUUUCAAUUACACAAGCCACUGGAGAAGCCAGUGCAGCAUCAGCCAUGUUGGCACAGUUGCAGUGCCUGUCCCUAUCAGGAGGGCAUGAGAAUGAGAAGAAUGUUUUGGGUGAAAACGAGCUUCAACUGAAGACGGUAGAGGAGCAGCUAGAUCUUGUACAGCAAUACCUCAAAACAAAAAAGCUCUCGCAGAUGGUAAAGCGAAGAGACAAAGCACUGAAGAAACUGCAAGGUCAGCUGCAGCUGAAGCAAACCGCUGGCUCCGGCGACAACCAGAACUUGUGGGAGAGCUCAGGCUUCAGGCUCAUAGCCUCCAUGUCAAUAUUGGCACUGGCUAUACUUGCAAAGCGGUGAACUGAACAAGUCAUUGCAAACAUCGAUGUGUGUGGAGUGUGUAUAGAGAUUUCCUUUUUUUAUUUUU